AUGAGUUCAAGUCCUGAUUUUGGUGGGAUGCUUCCUAAAGCGUUUAAAAAGAAAUCUUUCGGAGUAAAUGAAAAGCUUGGUAUCCAGAAGCUUUUUCGAAUGAUAUUUCUAGGUCCGACUCGCGACCCUGAUCAAGAGUUGUACGAUUACAUUAAAGAAAAACUACAAGGAUUCGUGACGUUUUAUGAUCCUGAUGCUCCUCCAAGCGUUGAUGCUAUCAAAGAGAUUCCAAAUGCUUUACAACUUUUUAUUAUUGAUAAUUAUUCCAACGAUAAGAAGCUUCAGAAAAUGAUUCGAUUGAAUUCUGAAUACAUAGCUAUUCUAAAAGCAAAUUCAAAACGCGAUCUCCAGUUAAUUUUGAAAGAUUUUAAUCUACCUGGAGUAAGGGAAGAUGAUAUUUACAGGUAUUACAAACAAGCAACAGCUCAGAAAGGCCAAAUAUUGUUCAUUGACUCUGUCAAGCAACAAAUUCGGAAGAAUUUCAAAGGUGAAAUUUAUAAUUAG
Molecule: messenger RNA, 504 nt
Organism: Phytophthora infestans T30-4
Lineage: Eukaryota; Oomycota; Peronosporomycetes; Peronosporales; Peronosporaceae
Exons: 3
Coding region: 1-504 (167 amino acids)
Source: RefSeq, a predicted model, not a curated record